Molecule: messenger RNA, 2358 nt
Organism: Seriola aureovittata
Lineage: Eukaryota; Metazoa; Chordata; Actinopteri; Carangiformes; Carangidae
Product: transmembrane protein 43
Exons: 12
Coding region: 41-1339 (432 amino acids)
Biological process (GO): nuclear membrane organization
Cellular component (GO): nuclear inner membrane
Source: RefSeq, a predicted model, not a curated record
CUUUCGGGACACGCCGUGUAAAAAAUAGAGCGGACCUUUUAUGUCAAGUAGCCGUUGGUGUUACAGCUUUCAGUCGCUGGCAUCUUCAACUUUACUGUUUGAUUGUGGAGCUGAACAAGUCAGAGAAAUGUCUUCAGCACAGGCAUUUUCAGGAAAAAACCCAAACCAACACAAGCGUGUAUCUGUUCAAGCUAACCCUGGAUUCCUGGAGCGACUAAGUGAAACUGCAGGAGGAACAGUUGUUGGUGUCGGACUGUUUUUCCUCUCUAUUUAUGUUCUCUUUACCAAUGAGGGACGAGCUCUGCAAACAGCAUCUUCCCUGGAUGAAGGUCUUUCUCAGGUUGUGUCGUUGGGGCCCUACAUCAGCCUGGACCUGCAGAACAACAACCGUUUAGUUCACCUGUCUGCACAGCUGCACACUGCACAGCCGCUGCAUGACCCCAACUACAGAGUGGUGGUGCAGGCAGUGAAACUGAAGAGGCAGGUGGAGAUGUAUCAGUGGGUGGAGUACCGGGAGAGCAAGGACUACCAAGAGGAUGGUGAAACCAAAACUGAGACGACGUACAGCUACAACACUGAGUGGAAGUCAGAGUUGAUCAACAGUCGUAAUUUUGACAAGGAAAUCGGUCACCAGAACCCAAGUGCCAUGGCGGUUGAGAGUGUCACGGUAGCGGCUCCUGAAGUCAGAGUUGGGCCUUUCAUUCUCUCUAAAGGCCUGGUGGAGCAGAUAAAUGACUUCCAGACACUGAGUUUGAGGGAUUUUUCUGCCUUAAACGUGGACCCUUUCCUCUCCAUUGAUGACGAUUAUUUCUAUCACACUCAAUACCCACGUAGGCCGGAGGUUGGGGAUGUGCGCGUGAGAUUCUCCUUCGCUGGACUGAGUGGUGAGACGUCUCGACUCGGCCCAGCUCAAACUGUCAGUAUUGUGGCCAUGCAGAGGGGGGAGCAGCUGAAGCCUUUUAAAACCAAGUCAGGAGACACCCUGGAGAUCCUGUACCUGGAGGAGCUCUCUGCAGAGGAGGUUUUUACAAAGGAGCACCAGUACAACAGUAUGAAGACAUGGGGACUCAGGGCUGCAGGAUGGGCUCUCAUGUUCCUUAGCAUUCAGCUGACCAUGCGCAUCAUCUACACACUCGUGGAUUGGGUUCCUAUUCUCAGAGAGCUGGUGUCCGUGGGCCUGAAGAUCUUCGCCUUGUGCGUCUCCUGCUCUCUGUCUCUUCUCACCAUUGGAGUAGGUUGGAUUUUUUACCGACCCUUAGUGGCAGCAGCUCUGGGAGCACUAGCUCUCCUGCCGAUGUUUCUUGCCCGCUCAGGACUUCCAGCCAAGAAGAACGAGUGACUAUUGAGCUGAUGACUAUUACAGCAGUUCCCGAUGCCUGGCUGUAGCCAUCCAUCAACGGUGUGAGACAGUAUUGUACUGCUGGUUUUUCCACAGCAGGGUUGCGAACUGCAUAGGACUUGUUUUCUUGGGUUAAAUAGACGUUCUACGAUAAUAAAUGUUUUUCUGUAAUGAAUACAAUAGGUUUAAUCCACCAUCCAUCAGUGUUUAAAUGGAUUUGAAAAUUAUUUUACACUUUCUCACCCUGAUAAUAUAUUGAAAUACAAAAAAAAAUCACCUCAACCACACUGCUUAUUCGGUCAGAAAUCGGUGGAAGCUGUUUGCUGUUGCCUUUAGAUCUGCUAUCAGAUGUGGCCUUUUCCUCCGCCCAUGCAACUCUUCACUGUUCUCACUUGAUAAACUGCUGAUCAGUGAGCAACAUGCAGUCACAGUAGUGUCAUUUUAACUGUAAAAAGAACUCACCAAAGACUUGUUGCUAUCCCCACAAUACUGAGACUCAGUUGUCAGUUUAUUAGGUACAUCUAGCCAAAAAAAACUAAUGCAGUCCUAUACAGAAGCCCCGCAGUGAACCCUACCAUCAUGAAGAUUAUAGUGUUCAGUUUUGAACACUAUACAUUGAACAUAAAUUUCAUGUAGGUACGAUUUAUUGCAGGGCUGUUGUUAGACUGCAUGUGUUUCAGGUUGGUGUACCUAAUAAACUGCUUAACUGAGUUCAUUGUGUAAAAUAUAAGUAAUAUAAUAUAAGCUUCAUAUAUUCUCCAUUUCCACCAUCUCACUUGAGGGAAUACUGUGUAUCUCACCAUGGAAUUUGUCCAAACUUGAAAAAGAACCGGUAAACGCACAUACUUCUCAUUUGGAAAGUGAUGAAUGUCACCACUCCUGACAAAAAAAAAAAAAAAAAAAAAAGAGACCAAUUCUGGUCAGCACCAAAGUGGAGAUCUACAAUUUUGUUCUAUUGUUUGUAUGCAGUGUAUGUCAAAUAAAGCACUUUUUUGUCUAUCAACUUCAGACCUAAACAA